Messenger RNA from Glycine soja, 1780 nucleotides. RefSeq names its product amino acid transporter AVT1I-like. Gene Ontology annotation, molecular function: amino acid transmembrane transporter activity. Gene Ontology annotation, cellular component: vacuolar membrane. The record is from RefSeq and is a predicted model, not a curated record. Gene Ontology annotation, biological process: amino acid transmembrane transport. NCBI's taxonomy places the organism in Eukaryota, Viridiplantae, Streptophyta, Magnoliopsida, Fabales, Fabaceae. Bases 232 to 1545 code for a protein of 437 amino acids. The transcript has 3 exons.
CAUGGCCACAAGCCCAGCUAGCAAAGAAGACCCUUGGAUAGAUACAAAGAUGUUUUUUUUAAGGGCCAAUUUGUUUACUUCAGUUACAUACUAUCAAAGUUAGAGAACGAAGGAACUUUUGUACUUUCUCUGGGGUGUGUGUGUGUGCCUGUCUCACACCACAAACACUGAAAGUACAAUCUUCUUGUGGUUACAAAAACUCUGAAAAACACACACACACACACACUUCUUAUGCCUAUGGCUGGUGAGCAAGGUGAUAGAUUCUCCUCCAUUACCAUACCCCUUCUCGAUGAUGAAAAAUUGCACCAAGUGAAUGGUUCAGAUGAGGCUUUGGUGGCCAAAACUUGUGAUCUACACACACCUCAUGUGGAUAACACCUCCUUUUUCAAGACCUGCUUCCACCUCAUUAAUGCCCUCUCAGGAGUUGGUAUUAUUUCCAUGCCUUAUGCACUGGCAUCUGGGGGAUGGUUAAGCAUAUCCCUACUAUUUGUGAUUGCCAUUGCUUGUUGUUACACUGGCAUUUUGGUCAAAAGAUGCAUGGAUAUGGACCCUGAUAUCAAGAAUUUUCCUGACAUAGGUCAACGUGCAUUUGGCGACAAGGGAAGGAUAAUUGUAUCAAUUGCUAUGAAUUCUGAGCUCUACCUAGUUGUAACAGGUUUUCUGAUUUUAGAGGGUGACAAUCUCGACAAACUAGUACCAAACAUGCAACUUGAACUUGCAGGGUUAACAAUUGGUGGUACAUCAAUUUUUACCAUGAUUGCUGCCCUUGUUAUUUUGCCUAGUGUUUUGUUGGAGGAUUUGAGCAUGCUAUCUUAUGUCUCUGCUAGUGGUGCAUUGGCUUCUUCCAUUUUCCUCCUUUCUAUAUUUUGGAAUGGAACCAUUGAUGGCACAGGAUUUCAUGCAAAGGGAACAAUUUUUAGAUUGAGUGGAAUACCUGCUGCUGUCAGUUUAUAUGCCUUCUGUUAUAGUGCUCAUCCUAUCCUUCCUACUCUCUAUAAUUCUAUGAGAGACAAAAGUCAGUUCUCCAAGGUGCUGUCUGCAUGCUUUACCGUAUGCACCCUUGGUUAUGCAGCAGCAGGUGUUUUGGGCUACUUAAUGUUUGGACAGGAGGUUGAAUCACAAGUGACUUUGAACCUCCCAACAGGCAAGUUCAGUUCACAUGUGGCAAUAUUCACUACCUUGGUCAAUCCUAUAACCAAAUAUGCAUUGAUGCUUACUCCAGUCAUAAAUGCUGUAAAAAACAAAGUUUCAUGGCAUUACAACAAAAGGUUCACACAUAUGUUUGUCAGUACUUCCAUGCUCAUUAGCACUCUUAUUGUAGCCGUGGCAAUUCCCUUGUUUGGAUAUCUCAUGUCACUCAUUGGGGCAUUACUAAGUGUCUCAACUUCAAUUUUAAUGCCAUCAGUGUGCUACUUGAAGAUUUCAGGAGCUUACAAGAGAUUUGGGUCUGAAAUGAUCAUCAAUUAUUCAAUAAUAAUAAUGGGGGUUACUAUUGCUGUUGUGGGUACUUAUACAUCUCUUGUAGAUAUAGUUCAUAAUUUGUAAGUGUUAGUGGAUUGGAUAGUGCAUUUGGAAGAAGCUGCUAUAACUGAAACUUUUGAACAUGCAUGUACUUAAAUGUGCAAAGAUAUGCUUCUGUCAAUACUUAGGCAGCCUGUAUCGACAUUUUGUGAGGCAUAACCUUUGUCGGAUAUAUCUUCUUGUCAUUUGAACAUUGUUACGAAUCCAUGGCUCAAAAAAAUGAUGAUCAAAUUGAUAAGAGAGAUAAAGAUCAUAUUGA